This is a messenger RNA of Echinostoma caproni, 657 nucleotides long. The record is from the annotation of a GenBank genome assembly. Lineage: Eukaryota; Metazoa; Platyhelminthes; Trematoda; Plagiorchiida; Echinostomatidae.
AUGAGCCAGAGUACUGACCAACCUCCGCCAGCCUACUCGGAAUUUGACAAAUAUCCCCUGGCCACGGACGAGGAUGAACAACAGCCAGUAAUCAAAACCGCCCCACAGCCGGUCAUCUGGUCAUCAUCGCAUCCACAGACCACCGCGGCACCGGAUUUCGCGUCAUCAACCCAGGCCGGUACAAACACGACCAGUGUGAGUCGACCUAACACUUGGCUUGAACCUUUCCCCAAACCACCCGGUGAACCGCCCCCAGUGCCAACGAACUGGUUCUAUUCUCGGCUCAGUUCUAUACGGCAAUCUUUGGUCGCACGAUUCGGUUCGACACGGGCGCGUCAUAACACAGACACCGUGGUUACCCCAUCCGCAGCUCAGUCCGCAUCACCACGCACUGCACGAUCGCCCGUCGACGUGACGUGUGAAACAAAUGGCCAGCCGGUAUCGCUCACUGGUUCCACGCAAUACUCGGUAGCGGAAGCGACCGGGAUCACCAACCAAUCACCCGCUCAAUCCUCUUCACCGUCAAACUCUGACUCAGUUCAACCGUACAGAUCACGUGGUUACGUAACAAAUCAAUCCUCUGUGGAAACCAACCCGUCAUUGGAUCAUGUCAUAAUUCUAACACGACCAAGAAUGCAGCAGAAAAGUCAGCAAUGA